Messenger RNA from Phycomyces blakesleeanus NRRL 1555(-), 975 nucleotides. RefSeq lists its product as hypothetical. The coding region runs from base 1 to 975 and encodes 324 amino acids. Lineage: Eukaryota; Fungi; Mucoromycota; Mucoromycetes; Mucorales; Phycomycetaceae. The transcript has 5 exons. The record is from RefSeq and is a predicted model, not a curated record.
AUGGCACACUUACGAAAUGAUGCAUUAUAUCCUCUUGUUCAAAAGGCAAUUGAAUAUGCAUGCGAAAAUUCCUCAUCGUACAUGUUCAUCAAUCAUCUUGUGGACCCAGAUCAAACCAUUGACCGCAAUAGUUUAUACAAAGACAGAAUUGAGGUCAACUUCAAGCGAGGAGACCUCGUAGAAGUGACAUGUCAAAUUGUUUUUGAUUCCAAAGAUUACCUUUUCCCACCCGAUAUUAUAUUUACCUAUCCCAAAGAAUAUUUGAGUGAAUUCGAUAAAUUCUCAUUAUUACUACCUCCACACGAGUGGGAUCUUACUCGCAUAGGGUGUUUGCAUAAUUGGCUUCAAAUAAUCUGGAAAGUUAUAUGUGAAUAUAGUUCAAUCGGGAAUAGUUCACAAGAAAAACAAAAACACAGCACCAGCUUUCUCGAAAAUUCUUUAGAUGAAUAUAAAGAAGAAGAGUCUAAUAGUGACUAUACAGACGCAGUAUCAACGCAUUCACUGGAUUUGUCUGAGGAAAAUACACAUUCUAAAGAGCAAAAAGAUUAUAUGUACCUAUCGUACAUAGGGCGAAAAGAAAUAAUAGAGGAAUGGGUUCCUCGUAUCGUAGACAAUUUGGUGUGGCUUGAUAUAGACAGCUAUCUUUCUAUAUCCUUCUAUAUAUCUGUAGAAAUACCAGAUGAAGUUCAAGAAAAUAUGGUCGACUAUCAGGAGGAAUCGUAUUCCAAAUUUACUCAACAGAUAGCAAAAGCUCAUACGGAUGCACCAGUACUUGUGAAAGGCAAUUCCCCUCUAAAGUUCCUCCUCGUCUCAGCUGUUAACACAGAGUUAGAUGGCGUAUGCGAGCCUGACUCAUAUCCAUUUGUACUUACACCAUCUAGUUUGGAGCCAUCAAAAGCAGUUGACGAAAUAAUGGAGACAUUGGUUGUAAUCAUCCCAAUAUUCCACACCCAACAAUUCGAUAAAGAAGACUAA